AUUGCAGGCGGGGUUUGGUGUGUGUGUGUGUGUGUGUGUUGAGAAAGUCAGCUGAGAGAUUGUCUGUACCUCAACAGGAAUAUCGGCUUCCGAGGGAGCAAAAGCAGAGUGAAGAGAGUGAAGGUUGUCGGGGCCGGACAGCGCUUUGGGGCUCUUUUUCUGCUCCUGUUAGAAGUGAAUGUACAAUCAAGAGGUGAACGUUUACUAACAUGGCAGUAGCUGGAUGUCCGGAUUACUUCCUACACCAUCCAAAUUAUCAGCAGGACAAUGUCGACCGAACUGCCAAUCACAGACCAGCUAAUCUAAUCGGGUCAAGUUUCCAACAGGCGGCCAGUCGGAACUCUCCUAAUCACCAAGAGGAUGACGUGGAUCUGGAGGCGCUGGUGAACGAUAUGAACUCGUCGUUUGAGAGUCUGUACCCCGUGGGCAGUGUGCAGUGCGAGUCGGCUCCCCUGUUACACAACGGCCAGCACACACACACCCACACGCACACACAGCCCAUCUCACCGCACCAGAGACUGCGACGCUCCCAGCCCAUGCACAUCCUUGCUGUCAGGAGGCUACAAGAAGAAGCGCAGCAGUUUCAGACAUCAUCUCUGCCCGCCAUCCCAAACCCUUUCCCCGAAUUGUGUAGUCCAGCCAGUUCACCCACAGCCUGUCCCGGCUCUUUACCCCCGUGUCAAACGUCAGAAAAACAUAUUGUUAAAAUCUUCGGAGAGGACGGCAUGGGCAAAGUGGUGGAGAUCCCAUCCGACAUGACGGCACGAGACCUGUGCCAGCUGCUCGUGUACAAAAGCCACUGCGUGGAUGACAACAGCUGGGCGCUGGUGGAGCAUCACCCGGCCCUUGGGCUAGAGAGAUGCUUAGAAGACCAUGAACUGGUAGUUCAAGUGCAGGCGUCCAUGACUAGUGAGAGCAAGUUUGUCUUCAGGAAGAACUAUGCCAAAUAUGAAUUCUUCAAAAAUCCUCUGAACUUCUUUCCAGAGCAGAUGGUGGCCUGGUGUCAAGAAAGCAAUGGGACCAUUCCUCCAUCUCAGCUGUUGCAAAACUUCUUAAACUCCAGCAGUUGUCCAGAAAUCCAGGGUUACCUAUAUGUGAAAGAAACAGGCAGGAAGUCAUGGAAAAAGCUGUAUGUGUUUUUGAGACGCUCAGGAUUAUACUACUCGACAAAAGGAACGUCAAAGGAGCCAAGGCACUUACAGUUACUAGCAGACCUUGAAGACAGCAACAUCUUUACUGUAAUAGCAGGAAAGAAGCUUCACAAUGCGCCAACAGAGUACGAGUUUUGUAUAAAGCCCAACAAGGUCCGGAGCGAGCACAAGGAACUAAGGAUGUUGUGUGCAGAAGACGAACAGAGCAGAACAUGCUGGAUGACGGCCUUCAGAUUAUUUAAGUAUGGAAUUCUGCUUUAUCAAAACUAUAAAUUCCCGCAGCAGAGAAAAGCUUUGAUCUCACACUUCCCAGCACCAAUGAGGAGUGUGUCAGAGAACUCUCUAGUAGCCAUGGAUUUCUCAGGGACAAUAGGCAGGGUGAUCGACAAUCCUGUGGAAGCUCAGAGUGCUGCUCUGGAGGAAGCCCAUGCCUGGAGGAAAAGAAGUCAGCGCAUGAAUACUUUGGGGAGCCCUAGUCCACUCCACCCAUCAUCAUUAAGUGGAGUGAUACACAAAACUCAGCUUUGGUUUCACGGUCGAAUCACAAGGGAGGAAUCGCACAGGAUGAUGCACCAACAGGGCCAAGUGGAUGGACUGUUUCUAUUGAGGGACAGCCAGAGCAACCCGAAAGCCUUCGUGCUUACCAUGUGUCACCACCAGAAAAUCAAACACUUUCAAAUUUUACUGUGUGAAGAGGACGGUCAAAUGUUCUUCAGCCUUGAUGAUGGCACCACCAAAUUCACGGACCUGAUCCAGCUGGUGGAGUUCUACCAGCUCAACCGAGGAGUCCUUCCUUGCAAACUCAAGCACCCCUGCACCAUUGUGGCCUUAUGACCCCAUCCUCCAAACCUACCAUUGGUUCUCUGAGAAUCGGACUGUGUUUCACCUGGUUUAACGAUGUGCACGUGACUGGCUGUCCACCGAUAAGUACUCUGCAGGCGUUCCUGUAUGAUUUCCAGUGGAACUUUUAAGCACCAACAGGGCCAUUAUGAAGCUAUCGAGAUAGAUCUUGGUUGCCUUGAUCCACUGGUAAACUCAAAAGGUUCUUCCUCGUACAAUCAUCAGGGUGUCCUUUUUGAUGAUUUGAAUAUCCUGUUUGAUAAAAUCAGAUGGUCUGCUCUGUUGGAAAGAUCUCCAUGAAUAUGGAAAAUGGACCAUCGCAUGGUCCCUUGUUUUGGAAAGAUUUCUAGACGGUGGAAGACAAAUACCUAUAGUUUGAAUUUGACUUUGAAGCACAGUAAACAGCAAAGCUAGAAAUGACGUAGUCAGAAAUCCAAGAGUCAUUUGAAUUCACCUGCCUUUUAUAUUUUGAGAUCUCCUUGAGAUCUCCUGCACUCUCUAUGAGUGCUUGGAGAUGGAACGACAUCUGUAGGAGGUCAAAGCACAGGUCUGUAAAAGAGACUUUGGACGUGGUUUGUGAGCGAAAUCCUACAUUUUGCUCUUUGCUAGGCCUAUUUCUACAGCUUCCUCCAUCUGGAUCUCAAGAAUGUUACACUGCUCAUAUGUUUUUAUAUAUAUAUAUAUAUAUAUAUAUAUAUAUAUAUAUAUAUAUAUAUAUAUAUAUAUAUAUAUAUAUAUAUAUAUAAAUAUUAUGUAUGUGUGUGUAUAGUUUAUAAGCUCUUUCAGAUUACUGUCCACUUGACACAGUCCUCUGUUUUGACUUUGUGUCACUGUAAAGCCUCAGCUAAUGUCCAAAUGUUCCACCACCCUUUGAGAGACACCAUUUAAACACUUGAAGCACCCUCUGCUGGCCGUCCAGGGUAACACAGCCUGAAGUGGGUGCUUGGAUCAGCUUCACUACUGCCACCUUUAGAAAGGGCACCUUGAAGUGGACAAAAAUUGGAAAAACAGUGGAAAAAUAACCACUAUGAUCCCCUGAUGGCAAACUGCAGGGAGCUCCGUUAUAACGGAUGCCGUCUUUUUUCUUUUUCUCAGAUGAAAUCAAGAGGCAGGAAUCACCAGAUCUGCUUGUUUGUCAUUUCAGUGUAUUGGUAGAUCAAUAGGACAGUGCACUGUGAAGCUUCCAGAACAGCUGGGGCUCUGUUUCCUUUACUGCCUUGUUCAGUAGUAGCACGAUAUAUGGACAGAUUUGUAACAAUAUUUUUCAAAUUGUGACUUUAUGGAAGAGCCAUCUUCUUUAGUAUUUACAUAAUAACAUAUUAAGCUAGAUGGAAAAGGCCUGGCCGCAGUGUCUACGAGCUCUGCUGAGUGAUCAUGAUUACACAGAUAUAAAUGCAAAUGAUGCAAUCAUUUUUAAGUGUUGUUUCCGUGGAUCUAUUUAUUUAUCUGGAUCUGAAUGAUUACUUGAAAUUUUAGUGAACUUCUCAGCGCUGUUCCGUACUGCUCUUCCACCGUUUUUUUUUUUGUAAACGUAUUGAGCCUAAUGUAUUUUUUUCACCUAAUAUCAGAGAUUUCUUAUACUAACCCUGUUUUAUUGAGCUCUUCACCAUUAUCUGCUGUAUUGUUGCAUUACAAUUUUGGCCUUGCUAUCAUCACCAUUAUAUUCAAAAAUACAAAAGUUUUGUCGUUCGUAGUUGUUGACAUAUUUCCCCUUUGUUCACUAAUUUUAUUCAUUCUUUCAUGAGAAAGGAAAAGACUCAUUUUUUUUUUCUUUUAUUUUAAGAUUUGCACAUUAUUACAUUAAUGAAAAUUGGAUGAUUUUUUUUCCCAGUUUUUUUGUGCUAAAGAGGACGGGGGGGGGGGGCCUCAGAUCGGUCUGCCACAACCCCACUGAAUUAUGAGGAAACAAAAGCAGACUUUUUUUUUUAAAUGUACUAGCACUUUUAUAUAUCUACGAAGAUUCCGCUCCAGAAUGAAAGCUGAAAUGCAGCGUUGCUUUUCAUUUGUGACAUAAGGACAACGUGCCACACUGAAAAGUAAAACCACUGAAAAGCAUUGCUUGUCUCUCAGCAGGGGGCGACUUUGCAUUUCUCGUGUUGUGUUGCGUUUCACUUUCAUCAGGACGUUGCAGUUGUGCCACACUGAAAUGUGAUAACUGUCCGAUCCAGUCUUGGCCCAAAGGCACACUCGUCGGGGGAAGAGUUUGUAUUUGAUGAAGGGCCUAAAUGCAUCUUAAAAGGAAUAUCUAGCCGAGGAAAGCUCUGCUGAUUCAUGUUAACUAGAUGUCGGACCCUACUUUCCCUGACUUUCUUGGAGUAAAAAAAAAAAAACAUACUUUUCCAUGUUACUGGAGUAGUACCCUCAGGGUAAAUGAUUUAAGCUACACAUCUGGAUCUUAUGAAGCUGUCUUGUACUUUUUAAUUAGCCUUUAGUAUAUAAUUUACAUGCAAAUAUCCAGGUCAAAUUAACACAAAAGUUACAAACGGUGUAGCCUUGAGGGCACCAACCUAGCAACAAGAAAACCGUUUAGGACAAAUCUCAGUAAAAGCGAUGAUUCACACAGGUUUCCGUCGUUUUUUUUCCUGCUUUUAUCCUGUUCCAUUCUUUAGUAUCUCGCUUUAAAUAUCAUAUACCCUGCUUUUGUUUUGUUUCGCUUAUGCAUUUUUUGUUUUUAAGGGCUCUUUAAGCUUUACUAAAAAAGGGAAAUCCUCCAUUGUAGGAUUUGAUUUGUAGGAAUAUAAAAUUGAAGAAUUCUCACUUUGGGGCUGCUUGGUGCAAAGGUGCCAUCGUGGAUGGUUUAGUCAUAGCAUUUACCAUUUGUUUUGUUUUUUUAAACGAUGUGUUUUUUCUAUGACUCAAUCCUGUUUUUUGUUUGUUUUUUGUUUUUAAACAAAGCAGCAAUCAAACCAAACAAAAUUUGCUCAGCAGAAAAGGCAGUUCGCUGAAGGGGAAAGGGCACAAAUGAGAUGCAUUGGCUUCUGAUGAUGAUUAUCAGACUUCAUCUACUUGUGCAUUGACUUACAAAUUUACAAACCUCUUUCUUAUUAGCCAGUAGAAAAUAAAUGUGCCGGGAAAAAAUGGUGGCACUAAUGAUUAUUGAGCCUUACUUUACCCUUGCCGUUUUCAUAUUGUUGCUUGGUUGCAAACCUGGAAACAAUAUGCCAUGUGACGUCCCCUGACAUUUUAAGAUUUCCUUGUUAUUGUAUCGCUCGGGAUUGAUUUGUAGCAAUACCAUUUUGGCUCAAUCUAUAAUUAAAUCGAUGUCUAACUUCAUCCAGUUAUCCAUUUUCGUGCUGCUUUUGUCCUCACUAAAAUGACCCACAUUCUGAAUCUAACACCUUGAACUCACAUUAAUAUUUCUGUCAUUUUCACAACACUAAUAAUAAUAAAAAAAAUUGUUCUUUAUGGCUACACAAUAAAAUCAUUAAAAGCCUAAAGAAUUGACACUGUAUUUAAGGUUUCCAAUCACUAUAUUCAUUUUUGUUUUGUUUUUCACAAUGGCUUACAAAAUGAAGAAACUUGACCUUUUUUGGAGGGUGGGGGUGGUUCUGUGUCCUUUUUUUUUUUUUUUUUUUGAUUUUGUAAAGUGUAAAUACAAUGGUUUAUUCAGUUUCUCAGUGUUCAAGGUCAUUUAACAUUUAUUUAAGCUGGUAAAAAAAAAAAAGAAACUGGAGUCUGGGGUGAGCUUCUUGUGGUCACAGUAACUAUUAAGCUAAAAAAAAUUAUUAUUUUUUUCCACAGAAUACACUUUGAUAAUGCUAACUUAGCCUUCAUGGACAGUGUGUUUUUGUUUAUGCACAGUGAAAGCUUAAGCAUAAUGUCCUGAUGUUCAGAUGAGCUGGUGUCGUGAAUCGUUUACAGUGUUGAGAGUACAUCAGCGUAUUAAAGAGAAAUGAAUGUAACUGGGUUGCUCAGGGUUGAUGUGGAGACUGAUGAGGCCCAGUCCCCAGAAGGACUGGUGCCAUUUCUAGAACUUUCUAUAUACUUUCUAGUCUUUUUACCUUUGACAGCUCUUGGUGUUAUCAUUGAGUUUUAGGAUAUAGCGGUCUUUUCUAGUUUUUGUGUUUUUCAUACUGUUCAAUCCUAUAUUGAACGUGAAACAGUGCUAAAAUAUUAGUUUCUUCUUGGUUUUAGCUUUACUUGUAUUAUGAAGCAUAAAAUCCAGCAGGUGCCUCAGACCUUUACCCUUGUCUCCAUUUACACCAACACACUAACCAGAUUUUUGUAUAUAUUAGAUGGCUAAGACCGGUUUCUGUCUUUCAUAUCUAUAUGGACAAUAGGGCAGCAGUCUUAAUCUGAGACAACUAAAACCUCCAGGUCUGGUGUCCACUUAUACACCAGAUGUAAUCUGGGGGUGUCACUGGAUCUUAAUGACCUGUAAUGCGUAAGCCCCUUUCUUUAGUAACAAUAACGUGCAUCUUCACUCCUCUUGUCACCAUGCAAAAAAAGUGUGACUGUACAUGUACAUACAAAUAGAUAUAUAAAUAAAUAUAUGUUUUUCAGGGAAUUAAAACAAAAAGCAAGAAAAAAAGCUUUUCCCUUUUUUUCUGUCUUGAUAAUGUGCUUUUGCUUGGUCUUGUAAAUAGCUGAAUGGCUUACAAAUGCUAACUGUAACCUUUUCAGGUAUUUUUGUACAAAUAAGGGUCUGCUAUAUUCUGUUUAUUGUAAGUAGAAUAAAACAUUAAUACAUUGCUAUAA
Messenger RNA from Hemibagrus wyckioides, 6689 nucleotides. RefSeq names its product growth factor receptor-bound protein 10b (gene grb10b). Bases 210 to 1985 code for a protein of 591 amino acids. The transcript has 17 exons. Gene Ontology annotation, molecular function: insulin receptor binding. Lineage: Eukaryota; Metazoa; Chordata; Actinopteri; Siluriformes; Bagridae. Gene Ontology annotation, biological process: negative regulation of Wnt signaling pathway; negative regulation of insulin receptor signaling pathway; insulin receptor signaling pathway. The record is from RefSeq and is a predicted model, not a curated record.